GUUCCUGACGGAGGACGGGAGGAAAAGUGAGAGAAAGUGACAGAUUUGUUUUGAUUUUCUCAGUUUUUUUUCUUUUAAGAGAUGUCUCGGUACCACAAAGCAGCGAUUGAUGGAUACUUGGACCUUUUGAAGGAGGCCACAAGAAAGGACCUGAACACUGCGGAUGAGGAUGGCAUGACUCCCACCUUACUGGCUGCUUUCCAUGGACAUGUCGAUGCUCUUCAGCUCAUAUGCAGCAGAGAAGGAGACCCCAACAGGAGUGACAUCUGGGGAAACACACCUUUGCACCUCGCUGCAGCAAACGGCCACAUGCACAUCCUCAGCUUCCUUGUCAACUUUGGCGCCAAUCUUUUUGCUCAGGAUAAUGAAUACCACACAGCCAUGGACGUAGCUGCCUCUCGUGACCGCAUGGACUGUGUGCGCUUCCUGGACUCUGCUGCCUCCAAGCAGACAAACCAAAAUCCAAAGAAGGUCGCCAAUCUGAAGAAGGAGGCGGUCAAAGAAGCAGAGAAGCGAGUGAAACUCUGCGAGAAGGUGCAAAAGAAGCACCAGAGUAAGAUGGAUAAAAUGCAGCGUGAAGCAGAUAAUACUGGGUCUGUGUCAAUGGCUAGCAUGGCAUCAGGAUUCUCAAACGGUGGCACCAUCAACAGUGUCAAUGAGCAGUUCUCUAAGCUGAUUGCUGUUGAAAAGUCCGGCUCUCUUACAGCCAGGGUUAAAGGCACACUGCAGAAGAGGCUGGGGAAGAAAGAGAAAGGCACACUGCAGAGAUCAGGAGCGGAUGGAAAUGUUAUUUUCCUCAAACAGGAGGGUGGAGCCUCUGACAAGCCAGAGUUUCUUGAUGUCUUCAAUGAGCAAGAAGAGAACAUGUUUGAUGACGAAGGAACAGCAGGUUUCGGAGAUUAUGACGACGAUGAAGAACCAGGCCAUGUCAAACAGUCUAUCUUCAACCGACCUGGUCUUGGAGGUCUGAUUUUCAUGAAGAAGAUGGGGCUGGAGUCAGACGACAUCCCUGGUGGGACCAAUGAAAGUCUCGGCUACCUGGUUCAGAACGAGUUAUUUGAGGCUGAGGAAGACGCUGGUGGCUUUGAGGAGACUGGUGAUGCUGAUCUGCCAUGGGAUCAGGAAGAUCUGGGACUGGAUGAUGAUGAAGAUGAGGAAACCUCUCCCCUUGAUGUAUUCUUGUCAGCCAUCUCCUUGCCAGAGUUUGCCCUUGCAUUCAACAGAGAGCACCUGGAUCUGGAGGCGCUGAUGCUCUGCUCUGAUGAAGACCUGAAGGGCAUUCGCAUCCAGCUGGGACCUAGGAAGAAGAUCUUGGAGGCUGCUGCACGAAGAAAGAACGCAUUGGAGGUUCCUGGUAUCAUGAAGGACAGCUGCUUGUGAUCUAAACAUGAACAAAGAUUGAUAAUCCUGCUUAAAAUUUAAACAUAUAGGUUGAUUCUCUUUUUUAAAAAAAUAUGAUUUUGCUAAUUCUUUCUCUGCUAAUGAUUACCACAAUUGGAUGUGAUCCAACCUGUACUUAUAUUCAUAGAUGGAAUAGGACUCUGCUUUGCUCUGUUUAUGCUACAACUGAUCACAAAAUGAGUUGAAGUGGCAAAAUAUCAACAACAGACUCUAUAAAUCCGGUUGAAACGGGAUGGGAAGAAUAGAAUUUAGAGAAAAUAAAAAAUAAAAUCUGUGAUCAUUGAUUUGGUUUUUAAAUUUUAAAAUUAGAGUGUACAUAAAAGAAAAGAACUGAUGGUAGCAGGGUCAUUUGCUGAUGUGCUGUUGUAUGUUUAUUUAAGAUUAUUUUGACUGUUUACAACAUAAUUGUGAAAUAAAUGAAUAAUAUCUG
Notolabrus celidotus (New Zealand spotty) is the source of this 1831-nucleotide messenger RNA. RefSeq names its product ankyrin repeat and sterile alpha motif domain containing 4B (gene anks4b). Bases 82 to 1380 code for a protein of 432 amino acids. The record is from RefSeq and is a predicted model, not a curated record. Gene Ontology annotation, molecular function: protein binding. The transcript has 2 exons. Lineage: Eukaryota; Metazoa; Chordata; Actinopteri; Labriformes; Labridae.